CCGGACGGUGGUGCUGGAGGCUGGGCAGGAGUUUGUGGUAAGAGGCAACAUCCACCUUAAAGAUCCAGUUGAAGGGGGAUUGAUGCUGAGCCCCACCAAAGGCUUUGUUGAAAAACACAGACUGUUAGUGGCCCGAGUUUUAGUGGAAGUUCAGCCCCAUAUGACCAUGCCCCUCCGCAUCUUCAAUCCAGGCAACAGUGCCGUAACCAUUAAAAAGGGGGCCAUCGUGGGACUCCUCCAGCCGGUAGAGGUUCUGCAGCCUACAAACGCGGUUGCCCACAACCAGCCUGAACAGACUGUCAGCAGCCGCCCUCCGGUCCCCCAGCACCUACAGGAGCUCUAUGCCCAGAGCUCUACUGAGCUUAACCAAGAGGAGCAGCUGCGGCUAGCUCAGCUGCUGUGCACCUAUGAGAAUGUGUUCUCCACAGGACCCACUGACCUCGGCAGGACCAGCCUGGUUCAGCAUGACAUCGUAACCAUGCCAAGCCUCCCAGUCAAGCAACCACCACGCCGGAUGGCAUUGGAGAAACAACAGGAUGCUGACCAACAGAUACAACAGAGCCUGGGGGCGGGGCUGGCCCGCCGCAGCAACAGCAGUUGGGCAUCUCCCAUAGUGAUGGUGAAGAAAAAAGAUGGAACGUACCGCCUCUGCAUUGACUAUAGAGGCCUGAAUGACUGCACGAUCAAAGAUGCAUAUCCUCUGCCCCGCAUCCAGGACACGCUGGACACCCUCUCUGACGCCAAGUGGUUCAGCACCCUUGACCUCGCGGCCGGCUACUGGCAAGUCGAACUGACCCCAAGAGCACGCAAAGCAGCAGCAUUCUGCACCAAAAGUGGACUGUUUGAAUGGAAUGUCAUGCCAUUUGGACUUUGUAAUGCCCCGGCGACAUUCCAGCGCUUGAUGGACCGGGUGCUGGCCGGCAUGCAGUGGGAGACCUGCCUAGUGUACCUGGAUGACAUCAUCGUUUUGGGCAGCGACGUUCCGCAGAUGCUGCAGCGGCUGGGCCAGGUUUUCAGUCGUCUCGACCAGGCCAAACUGAAGCUAAAACCAUCUAAGUGCUGCCUCUUCCGCCGCCAAGUAGCCUACCUGGGUCACAUAGUUUCAGAGAGCGGUGUGGCCACUGACCCCAACAAAGUCCAGAAAGUGCAGGACUGGCCGACACCGACAUCAAUCCAAGAUGUCCGUCGCUUUGUGGGCCUUGCAUCUUACUAUCGGCGGUUCGUUAAAGACUUUGCUUCCAUUGCAGAACCUCUCCAUGCCCUGACCAAGAAACAUGCCCAGUUUCGCUGGUCUGAGGAAUGCCAGGCGGCAUUUAAUGAACUUAAAGGCUUGCUAACGACCGCGCCAAUCCUGGGCUACCCACUCGACCAAGGCAACAUGAUACUAGACACAGACGCCAGUGACGUCGGUAUCGGCGCUGUUCUCUCGCAGGUUCAGCAGGGUGUGGAACGUGUGCUAGCCUAUGGAAGCCGCAAGCUGUCCACAACUGAACAGAAUUACUGUACCACACGGCGAGAACUGCUAGCCGUGGUCGACUUCACGUCACACUUUCGCCAGUAUCUCCUUGGGCGGCGCUUCACGGUGCGCACCGACCACAGCAGCCUUCGGUGGCUAACAAGGAUGAAGGAGCCUGAGGGACAGCUCGCCAGGUGGCUCGAGAGACUUGGCGAAUACAACUUCGAGAUCAUCCAUCGCCCUGGCCAGCUUCACGGCAACGCAGACAGCCUCUCCCGGAGACCCUGCCGUCAGUCCUGUCCUUGUAAGCUCCCCAGCCCAUCUCCUCCUCAGUUGAACAUCAGUCACCAGGCUGUGCAGUGCAAUUUGGACUCUGACAUCAACCAGGCUAUGCUGAGUCCAGUGGGGGUAGAGAGACACCCAGCUCCCGCAGAAGCAAGUCUAGUGGGGGUAGACAAGGCCCUGCCAGCUGACUCUAACAACUUAAAGUCCCCCGAGAAAAUAUACCUGAUUAAGUCACAAGAAAAUGAACUGUUUGCUGGUUGGUCCCUGGAGGAGCUGCGACAAGCCCAGGAAGACGACGCAGACAUUGCACCCAUCAUAACCUGGUUGGAAACCAGCGGAGAGCGUCCUGCAUGGGUAACAGUCUCACCAUGCAGCCCAGCCACAAAGACAUAUUGGAGCCAGUGGAAACGCCUCUACAUCAGAGACGGAGUGCUAGUUAGACGCUUCUACUGCCUGGACGAUACCCAAUUCUAUCCACAAGUAGUGCUGCCCCGCACCUUCCGGCCAGGCAUCAUGAGACAGAUGCAUGAGGGACAGGUUGGCGGACAUUUUGGUGUAGAGCGCACGGUAGCUCGGCUGCAAACCCGAUACUUCUGGUACAGAAUGAGGGAGGACGUCGCCCUGUGGUGUAACACCUGCACCAGCUGCGCAUCAAAAGCCAGGCCACGGAAGACACCGCAAGCCCCCAUGGGCACUGUUCGAGUCGGAGCGCCUAUGGAGCGCAUCGCUUUAGAUAUUAUGGGGCCACUGAAUGAGACUGAACGCCACAACAGAUAUGUGCUGGUAAUACAGGACUAUUUUACAAAAUGGGUCGAAGCUUUUCCCCUACCUAACGAACAAGCUAUAACUGUGGCUGAAGUGCUUGCCUCCGAGUGGGUGUGUCGCUAUGGAGCCCCGCAGACACUGCACAGCGACCAAGGCCGGAACUUCGAGUCUGAGGUGUUCCAGGAAAUGUGCAAGCUGUUCGGGAUCGACAAAACACACACCACACCUUUCCGUCCUCAGUCCGAUGGGCAAGUUGAAAGGUUCAAUGCCACUCUGCAAAAGAUCCUGGCCACGACAGCCGAGCGUUGCCACUGGGAUUGGGACCUCAUGAUUCCCUAUGCUGUCAUGGCCUAUAGAGCAACAAAGCACAGUUCAACUGGUUUCACCCCGAACUACAUGAUGUUUGGCCGGGAAGUGAGUGAGCCAGUAGACCUUGUAUCCGGCCUGCCGCCGGACCCUGAACCAGCUCCCUCAGCCCCUGAGUAUGUCCAGCACCUUCGAGAGCGGACUGGAGCUUGGUCACAAAUCACCAGAGAUGCUCUCGGAGAAACCCUCAGAGGCCAUAGUUCUCAAAGGCCCCAGCGCCAGGCGUAG
Gadus chalcogrammus (walleye pollock) is the source of this 3100-nucleotide messenger RNA. RefSeq lists its product as uncharacterized. Gene Ontology annotation, molecular function: nucleic acid binding. The record is from RefSeq and is a predicted model, not a curated record. Gene Ontology annotation, biological process: DNA integration. The transcript is spliced from 2 exons. Bases 83 to 3100 code for a protein of 1005 amino acids. NCBI's taxonomy places the organism in Eukaryota, Metazoa, Chordata, Actinopteri, Gadiformes, Gadidae.